Molecule: messenger RNA, 2801 nt
Organism: Cuscuta europaea
Lineage: Eukaryota; Viridiplantae; Streptophyta; Magnoliopsida; Solanales; Convolvulaceae
Source: the annotation of a GenBank genome assembly
UUUAAAAACCUGCGAUACAUCGUCUCUUCCUGAGCACGACGCACACGCUUCUAAUACGACCGUUCUCUUCCUGCGCACACACGACGCUUGGGUUCGCUUCCAUCUUCCAACUACACUCACCAUCUUCAUCCUUGAAGUAUUAUCUAGUUCUACAAUGAGUGCUUUGCAAGGAAAGGAAAAAGCUGUGUAUAAUGUGUGGAGUACAGAAGAAAGUUCUUUAUUACUUGAUCUUUUGGUUGAGGCUGCUCAACGUGGAUGAAGUGAUUGUAGUGGACUGAUUACUAAACAAACUCUUGAAUCUAAAAUACUCCCGAUGCUAAAUGAAAAGCUUGGAUGUCAAAAGACAUACAAGGAGUAUCAAAGUCGAUGGAAGUACUUCAAGCAAAGAUAUCAAAAAUAUGCUGAUCUGGUGAAGUUCAGUUCGGGGUUUGGGUGGGACCCAACUACAAAAAAAAAUUACGGCUAGUGAGGAAGUGUGGAAAAACUACUUAGAGUUUUAUAAUCUGAUUUUUAUUUUAUUUUUACUAAUAUAGAAUUAAAUAUAAUGACGGUCAAAGUAGUGCGUUGGCAAACGUGAAAUGUUGACUGUUGCAACUAAAAAGUGACGGAGGAAGUAUAUAUAUAUAUAUAUAAUCUUCUCUUUUGUAGUCUCAUGGUGUUCAUAAGAGUCUCCGAACGGAUACCAUUCACGACUAUGAAGAUUUACAAAUAGUAGUUGGGAAUGUAACAACUACAAAAAAAAAUCAGUUGGCUUAGGUGAGGAGUCUGAUCUAGGACAUAUGAUGUUGAAAAGAACACUCAAGCUUCAAUAGAAGACUAUGUGUAUGAUGAGUCUCAAGGCACGUACGUCCCAAUCCAACAAGAUCCAAUACAUGAUUUAACGGUGCCUCCUACAUGUUCCAAUAGGAGUGCAACUCCCUCAAGAAGUAGUGGUUCUAAAAAGCGAGCCAAAGAUCAAUGUGAAGGGAGCUCUAAGCCAAAAAGUAGUGAGUCUCGUUCUGAAUUUAAGACGAAGGUUGCUAAUGGAAUGGAUUCUAUUGCUGAGAUUGCUAGUGACAUUCGAGGAAUGAGGAUAUUGAUGGAAAAGAGGGAGAAAGAUAGGGAGAAAUAUGAGAUUGAGAAAAGGGAAUCAGAGAACAACAACAACAUAUGGAAUGCUAUAAAAGAGACUCCGGGUUUAGAUGAACGCAGACGCUACAAAGCCCCUACGCUCAUAUAUAAGUUUGGAAUGAAAGAAGCUUUUCUCAAGAUGUCACUUCAAGAGCGUCAAGAGUGGAUAAACUAUAACAUCGAAAAAGACUAUGCUUGAUUUAGGAAGCUUUCUUCUCUUUGUUUUUCACGAAACUUUUAUUUAUGAUGGAACCUUUCUUGUUGAACAUUUUUUGUUAUUGAACUUUUAUUCCUUGCUACCCCGUUCUAUGAAUUAUUUAUACCAGCUGAUGUUAUUUUUGAUUACUUAUCUCAUUUUCUUAUUUCAUGUAUUGUUGUGAAAGUUCAAUUAAAAUGUCAUAUUAAAUGCUUGUGUAGGUUGGAUGAAAUGGAAGAUGAAACGAGGGAAACAAGUAGUGAAGAAUUUUAUGAGAUGUUGAGGUUAAUUUUAUUAGCUCUUCAAGCAAUACUUCAAGUAUUGAGUGACCUAUUACUGUUAAUGCAUGAGGGAGAGUAUAUUGAGCGUCCUACUCGCAAACCUAUCACCAACAUUGGAUUUAAUUACAUAAAUACAGUGUUAACUGAAGAUCCUGUGCAUUUUAAAGAAAUGCAUAGGAUGUACCCUGAUAUUUUUCUAAAACUUUGUAGCAUUAUUAGGGAGAAAACACCGCUACGAGAUACCCGUUAUGUUUGCGUGGAAGAAAUGAUUGUGACAUUUUUACUUACGGUUGGUCAAAACAGUCAUUUUUGUAUUACACGCAAAACAUAUGGUAGAGCACAUUCUACUACUAGCAGAAAUUUUAACAAAAUUUUGAAGGCUUUAAACACAAUUUCAUCCAUGAUGAUGGUGAAACCGGCAGCUGUUGUACUUAGCAAAAUUAGAGAGAGUACACGGUUUUAUCCUUACUUUAAGGUAAUCAUUUACUGCUCAUAUAAAACUUUAAUUUCUUAUUAUAAUUUGAAAAAUAUUAUUAUUUAUUUUAUCACUAGGAUUGUAUUGGAGCAAUUGAUGUUACAUAUAUACUCGCGAUAGUUGAUGGUCGUGAUGUGACCCCUUACCGUAAUCGCCAUGGAAUCCUAUCACAAAACGUGUUGGCGGUUUGUAAUUUUGACUUGGAGUUCAUUUAUAUUCUUAGUGGUUUAGAUGGUUGAGCUCAUGAUUCAAAAUUAUUAAAUGAUGCACUAACAAGAAGAAAUGGCCAAAAAGUUCCACGAGGUAAGAGUUUUCUAGUUGAUUGCGAAUUUGCAAAUCGUCGUCAAUUUUUGGCUCCAUUUCGAGGUGUUCGAUAUCAUCUUCAAGAUUUUGGUGGGCAAGGUUGCCAUCGUGAAAAUGAAAAGGAGUUAUUCAAUUUACGUCAUGCUUCCUUGAGGAAUGUUGUUGAGAGAAUAUUUGGUAUUUUUAAAUCACGGUUUGCGUUUUUUAAGUCAGCCCCUCCAUUCUCAUUCAAAACGCAAGCAGAGUUAGUAUUGGCCUGUGCAGGAGUGCAUAACUUUCUACGCAAAGAGUGUCACUCAGAUGAAUUUCCUGCUUCUUCAGAUGAUGAAGACUCUUUAGACGAAUCUUUAUUAGAAGACGACGAAGAUGAAAUUGACACCCUCCAAACGCAGGAUGAACAAAGACAAUAUGCAAAUCAACGGAGAAACGAUAUUGC